AUGCUAAAAAAGAUUUUUAUAGCAGCUAAAACGUUAGAGUUAGCAGGAAUUGAAAAUGAAGAAUUUGCGGCUGCUCCCACCUUCUCCAUUAAGCAAGUAUACCUCAAACUUAGAGGAUGCCACCAGAAGGUAUGUUGGAGAAGGUUCGUUUGCAACAAUCAAGGCUCCCCAAAGUGGGUAUUCAUACUCUACCUAGCACUUAAUAGAAGGCUUUACACCCGUGAUAGACUAAAGAAAUGGGGCAUAACAAAUCAGGUUGUUUGCCCGCUAUGUGGAACUGAACCGGAGACAAUAGACCACCUGUUCUUUCAAUGCUCUUUCUCUGCAGCAGUUUGGGAGAAACUACUGAUGUGGCAAGGGUACCAAAGGAAGGCAAUGGACAGGACAAACGAGGUACUAUGGAUGUGCGCACAGGUAAAUGGAAAAGCUGCUCAAUCUCAAGUAUGUAGAAUGGUGGUUGCUGGUAGUGUCUACAUCCUAUGGCAAGAAAGAAACAACAGAGUUUUCCAGCAGAAGGAGAGGACACCAGAGAUAUUGAUUAGGAUGAUAGUGCAAGAGGUGAUGGUUCGAGGAAGCUUGCAACCACGGUUAGCAUACAGAAUGGCCCAACUGGACUACUAUCCCGUAUAG
Lycium ferocissimum is the source of this 630-nucleotide messenger RNA. RefSeq lists its product as uncharacterized. The transcript has a single exon. Bases 1 to 630 code for a protein of 209 amino acids. Lineage: Eukaryota; Viridiplantae; Streptophyta; Magnoliopsida; Solanales; Solanaceae. The record is from RefSeq and is a predicted model, not a curated record.